AUGCAAGAAGAAUUGCCAGCUGAUCAUACGACACAACUCACACUUGAAGAACAACAAUGUGAGGAUCACUUCAAGGCCACUCACUCUCGAGACUCAACGGGACGGUACAUUGUACGCAUACCACUCAAGCUCUCCGCCAGUGUCUUAGGCAACUCAUACAACACAGCUCAUCAUUGUCUUCAGCGAACUCUCAGACGACUCAACAAGGACAGGGAAUACCAGAGCCUUUACACCAAGUUCAUGACUGAAUAUGAACAACUCAAUCACAUGGUGAAAGUCACAUCAGAACCCUUAGGGAAUGUGGCGCCAUACUAUCUACCUCAUCAUGGCGUACUCAAACCCGACAGCACAACAACGAAGCUUCGGGUCGUUUUCAAUGGCUCGAGUCCAACUUCAUCAGGAUAUUCAGUGAACGAUCUCAUGCACACCGGUGCAAACCUGCUGCUCGAUGUCUCAGACGUCCUCAUGUGGAUCCGUGGCCAUCGUUACAUCUUUGCCACAGACAUAGCUAAGAUGUAUCGACAAAUCAAGGUACACCAAUCAGAUUGGGAUCUACAGCGCAUUCUGUGGAUUGACGAACAUCACAAUGAAACAUCAUACUAUCUCACCACGGUCACUUAUGAAACGAAGGCUGCUCCAUUCUUGGCAGUGCGGACACUCAUACAACUUGUUGAAGAUGAAGGACAUCGAUUCCCACUGGCAGUGCCACCAAUCACUCAUGGAAGAUACGUGGAUGACAUCUUUGGUGGUGCUGACACAGUGGAACAACUCACAGAAAUCGCUCAUCAACUGGAAAAUCUCUGCCAUGCGGGCGGGUUUCCUCUCGCUAAAUGGCACUUCAAUCAUCAAGAUUUAUUAAACGCAAUCUCAUUGACGGACUCAAUCUCCUCAUCAGUCUCACUUGACGAUUGCGCAACCAAAAUUCUCGGAUUAAGAUGGCUUCCUCAACAGGAUGUCUUCACAUUCGCAACAAGCUCAACAUCUCAUCAAGAACAAUUCACAAAGCGUCGUGUGUUAUCUGAGGUGGCACAGAUAUUUGAUCCACUUGGUUUUGUCUCACCAAUAAUCAUUAGAGCCAAGAUGCUUCUACAAGAGCUCUGGCUCCACAAAAUCAACUGGGAUGAUGCAUUGCCGUCUCAGGUUGGCUCACGGUGGCUCAACAUCAGAAAGGAUCUCACAAACCUGGCCAGGUUCUCAAUUCCACGUUGGCUCAACACAAGUAGUGACUCAAGCAUUGCAUUACAUGGCUUCUCUGAUGCAUCUCAAUUUGCCAUGGCUGCAGUCGUUUACAUGGUCGUGCUCAAGCCGUCCACUGGCGCCAAAACUUCUCUCAUAUGCUCAAAAACGAAGGUAGCUCCUUUGAAGAGGCUCACUAUUCCAAGGCUAGAGCUCACAGCAGCGCUGCUUCUUGCAAAAUUGAUCAAGCAUGUCCAUGCCACACUCAAGAUGGACAUCAAGACAACAUAUUUAUGGACGGAUUCUCAAGUGACUCUCACGUGGAUCAAAACACACUCAUCCCAAUGGAAGGAUUAUGUGCGAAACAGAGUAUCACAAAUCCAAGAACUCACGACACAUGCUCAUUGGAAAUUUGUUCCAGGCACAUCCAAUCCAGCGGACUGCGCCUCUCGUGGUCUAACUACAGCUCAACUUGAAGAUCAUAAACUGUGGUGGGCUGGACCUUGCUACAACCUGAAGAUCAAUGGCCCACUCAACCAACUGGCUCUGACGAACAGUGUACAGUGGAAUCACGCCCAGGAAUCUCACUUUUCACAACCAACAUGA
Molecule: messenger RNA, 1782 nt
Organism: Trachymyrmex septentrionalis
Lineage: Eukaryota; Metazoa; Arthropoda; Insecta; Hymenoptera; Formicidae
Exons: 1
Coding region: 1-1782 (593 amino acids)
Source: RefSeq, a predicted model, not a curated record